AUGAGUUUUCCCAAUGACUACGUAGUCCGAUUGGUGGCGGAAAGCAGUGCUAAGUCUUGUCUUAUAUGCUACAAACCAACUACUACUGUUUUGGUAUCUCAAAAUAAAAGUGACUUUUUCUAUAUAUGCCGAGGACAUUUGAGUGAUAAGGGAUUUUGCGAAGUCAUUUACCCCCAGGAAUACCAGGAGUUGCAAAUAGAGAGACAAAAACUCAAAGGACAACUAGAAGAGAAGCGUAAGGAAAUGGAAAGCGCAAAGCCUUUUGGAUGGAACAAGCUCAUCAGUAAUUUCAAGUCAUCUUCAAGUGAUACAAAUCAGACUUCUAAAGACCAAGUAAAGUCAGCCGAGGCAGAUAAGAGCGAUGACCCGUCUAAAGUAAAGUCAUCUGAAAAAAUUGAAGAUCGUUACAAGGCUCUUCAAAUUAGCGUCAAGAAGCUUGAAGCCCGUGAUGGAGAGCUAACACGAAGUAUAGAAAAUUAUCAACUAAAAAAUUAUCGAUUAGAUAAAGAUAUCUAUAAAAAUAGACUUAGAAGUCAUGCAAGAGUUCACUUGAACCAUAAAAAAAAACAGGAAAUCAGCCAGCCAGGCUUUUUUCCUAGUGCCCCAUCGAACCAAAUAAAAUAG
This is a messenger RNA of Priceomyces carsonii, 624 nucleotides long. RefSeq lists its product as uncharacterized. NCBI's taxonomy places the organism in Eukaryota, Fungi, Ascomycota, Pichiomycetes, Serinales, Debaryomycetaceae. Gene Ontology annotation, cellular component: endosome. The record is from RefSeq and is a predicted model, not a curated record. Gene Ontology annotation, biological process: vacuolar transport. The coding region runs from base 1 to 624 and encodes 207 amino acids. The transcript has a single exon.